Colletotrichum karsti is the source of this 492-nucleotide messenger RNA. RefSeq lists its product as uncharacterized. NCBI's taxonomy places the organism in Eukaryota, Fungi, Ascomycota, Sordariomycetes, Glomerellales, Glomerellaceae. The record is from RefSeq and is a predicted model, not a curated record. Bases 1 to 492 code for a protein of 163 amino acids. The transcript has a single exon.
AUGCCUUCCAAAGCAGUCCAAUACACCACGAAAGGUCGAGUCGUCCCCUGGGCUUACCGCAUCUUCUUCCUCGCCAUCGAGCCCAUCUCCGCCCUCGUCGGAGCCUACUUCGCCCACUUCCAGCAGGACAAGUACCUGUCCCUCACCCACGCGGCCUCCAAACCCGGCGUCAUCCCCCAGGGCACCGGAAUCGUCCUAUCCCAGCUCGCGAACCUCUACCUCCUCUUCGCUCUCAACGAGGCCUUCGUCCUUCGCGCGACCAACGACAUCAGGGUCUGGAAGACGGUCCUGUUCGUGCUUCUCAUCGCCGACCUCGGCCAUCUGUACACCGUUCGAAGCCUAGGCCCCGAGGUCUACUACGAUUUCACCAAAUGGAAUGCCAUUGACUGGGGCAAUGUGCCCUUCGUCUAUCUCGGUGCCUCGAUGCGCACCGCCUUCAUACUCAAUGUCGGACUGGGUGCUCAACGCGUCACCGCCAACAAGCAGCAGUAA